AAAGAAAAGGGGAAAAAAAAGAGAAACAGAUUUGGCUAAAACAUUUUACUCUUUCAUUUGGUUUUACAGAUAUUUCAGCAUGUAUAACUACGACCCCAGUUAAAACAUAAUAUUUUUGUUGGCCAGCGAGAUACGAUCUCUGACGACACGGCCUGUCGACAGGCGGGAGGACGACACCGUUAGCAGAAAUGAAGCAACCAGGAAGUGUUUGUCACUGUAAUCACUGCGGGCUGCACCUAGCAUGAAACUCCUCGGUACCACUCUGGGAAAAGCCACCUCGAUCUUAACUGUCCUAAUUGUCGUCAUUGCACUGGUUUUGAAUUAUUUUGACGACCCCGUUCCGGCAAAAUAUACAAGCAUGGCAGAAGACAUGAAGACCAUGGAGGAGAACUUCAGGCACCAGAACAAAAGCUGCUUUGUUCUUGGAGCUUCUGGAGAAACAGGCAGGCUGUUGCUCAAAGAGCUGCUGGAGCGCAACCUGUUCUCCAAGAUAACCCUCAUUGGACGGAGGCAGCUGACCUUCGAAGGAGAAGCAAAUGAAAACCUGAUUCAAGAGGUGGUUGACUUUGAGAAGCUUGACGACUACGCCACCGUGUUCCAGGGCCACGAUGUGGGCUACUGCUGUCUGGGAACAACAAGAGCCAAGGCCGGGGCUGAUGGAUUCGUCAGAGUUGAUCAUGACUAUGUCCUGAAAACAGCUGAGCUGGCUAAAGCGGGUGGUUGCACACAGUUCCACCUGGAGUCCUCCCGAGGAGCUGAGAAAAACAGCAAAUUCCUCUACCUCCAAGUCAAGGGACAAGUGGAGGCUGACAUCGAGGCACUGGGUUUUGAUAGAUUCUCCAUUUACAGACCAGGGGUUUUGUUGGUGGACAGACAGGAGAGCCGACCGGGCGAGUGGCUAGCCAGGAAGUUUUUCAGCGCCCUCUCUGCAGUGGGUUCCACAUCCAUGGCCGUCCCCAUCCACAUGGUGGCUAAAGCAAUGGUGUCCAACACCCUGCUUCAGCCUGAGCAGAAGACUGAGAUCCUGGAGAACAGCUCCAUCGCCACUCUGGGGAAAAGUUUUUAAGGAGAUACUCAGAAGGCCACGUUCUGCAAUAGUGAAAAAAGUGACAUUUCCAUAUUUAUAUAUUCAGCAAUUUAUUUAAAAGACAGCUUCCUUUUAAAAAGGAAAAUGUGUUUAAUGUCUUUAGUUCUACAUGAUAUUGUAAUUUUUACAUCAGGGAAAUAUUGCCAAGCUUCUCACUUCGUGUGCUUCGUCACACUCAAGUGUUGCCUUAAAACGAAUGUCAGUUGUAUUCUAAAUGCAUUUCCUGGACUUUGUAAACUUGGUUAAAUUAUUUAAGUUUGUCAUUAAAUCAGAAAAAAACAAAUGUACAAAUUUAUGAA
Molecule: messenger RNA, 1386 nt
Organism: Menidia menidia (Atlantic silverside)
Lineage: Eukaryota; Metazoa; Chordata; Actinopteri; Atheriniformes; Atherinopsidae
Source: the annotation of a GenBank genome assembly